Molecule: messenger RNA, 4870 nt
Organism: Misgurnus anguillicaudatus (oriental weatherfish)
Lineage: Eukaryota; Metazoa; Chordata; Actinopteri; Cypriniformes; Cobitidae
Gene: tmem200b
Product: transmembrane protein 200B
Source: RefSeq, a predicted model, not a curated record
GGAGCGGAGCUAUAAAAGCCUGUUGAGUUUAGGCUAUAAUAUAAUAUCCUCAGAUUAUGUGGAAAGCGAAGUCGGGCCACUAUACUGUGCCUCAAAUAAAAGAGACGACGAAGGAGGCGCUCUCCUGAACACUUUAACAAGAGAGGAAAUCAAGAAAUUUGGACAGUGGUGAACGAGCAGACGGUGACUCCUGGUUAUGGAGAGAAAUUCCUCAUUUCUGCCAUUAGAAAGUCCGUUCUUUUAACCCAUCACUGUCUUCUUUUGGAGAGGAAGAGCUGUCAUGGGAGGCACGUUGCACUUCUCACGCGUCUGGAUUGAUGGUGAACCGCGAAACUUCACAGUGGAUGAAGAACAUCUCGACGUUGACGUGAUACACUGUAACAAAGACUCCCAUUGGAGUGGGGUGUGCACUGGACCAGCCUAGGGCAAUGAGGAGUCAUAAGUCCAGUGACCGGAAAUCACCUUCCCGUCAGCGCCUGCCACGUUUUAGUCUUCACUCCAGGAGGAAGAAGGAAGGUGUGAUACAGGGAAAGCUACGUAUUCGCUCCAUGCCUGGUGCCUUUCUGGUGCUUGGUGUGGUGGUGGUUAUUAUUGGCACUGCGCUUGCCGUGGCAGGCUACUGGCCUUACCGUGCCCAUCGUGCAACACUGGACACUGUAGAGGAAGGGUCCUCCGGCACUUCAGGAUGGGGAGUAGGGUCCAAAGGCCUUUUAUCUGCAGCAAGUCUGGUUCACAGUGAAAGGAUGAAAUUACUGGGUCCUGUCAUUAUGGGAGUGGGACUCUUUAUACUUAUUUGUGCCAACACGGUCCUCUAUGAGAAUCGUGAUAGGGAAACUCGAAUGCUUCUGGCUCAGAUGAGGAGUGUGAUCUGCUCAGUUUCUGCAGCUGUUCCUUCGGCAGACCUCUUACAGGUGAACUCUCUUGCCAGGCACUACCAAUGGGUCAGCAGUUUACCUGCAGCCCACCUGAACAUUCUCUGCUUGCAGGAAUUAUCCAGCUCAGAGCCACUACUCCAAGUGAAGAGCAUAGAUGAGGAGGAGAGCGUACAGCAGCGGGAAACCAUGCACACCGAGGUCCUUCAUCAUCAGGACUCUUCGUCCACCUCCUCCAUUCAUUCAUCCAAAUCCUGCAACAUUAGCAAAGUAAUUUUUUGUGAUGAGGAGCAAGGGACCACCCCUGGGCUUAAUUUGCGGCUAGAAAGUCACUUUGGACUCAGCAACUGUGUUACUGCGUCCUCCAUGUCGACACUAGGUGGGGAGGACUGCGAAAGCUUUUCCAUCCCGAACAGAAGAUCUUACAGCAUGAGCCACAGGACUAGACCACAAAUAAUUCCAUGUAAUGUGAUGCAUACAGAGGACAAGCCCAUGAUCUCUAUGGGUCACCACAGUCUGCUUCCAAGACAAUCCAGCUCUGAGGUGUGCGUGAGUAUGGUUGGGUUUGACCUCGAACUUAAACCUAUGGAAGAACAGAGGCACCGCAGCUGGCCUAGGCUAGACCUCAGAAAUGUCAGGAGGUACCUAAAGCUUGAGAACAAGGACGACUCUGUUGACAGAUUACUGGACCAGCUUGAGCAACAAUGCUUACAGCUGGACAAAAGCUAUGGCUCGGGUCCUUUCCAGUGAGGCGAGGGUAAACGAUUUCUUCAGGGUUAAUGGACUGGCAAAUCUCAUGGUUAUAUGGACGAGCCUUACUAAAAGGUGAUGCACACCUGGAAUAACCAAACCAGAAAUGGACACAAGUUUCUGGUGGAUGUUUUAGCACAGCUUCGGCAAACCCUUUAAGCUGACCGAUCUCCAAGAACAAACCAGUUCUCUCACUUGACUAGUUUUUGCUUAACUGGUGUGUUUUGAGAUCUGUGGAGUAUGGAAAUGUUCCCCAAAAGGUAUUUAACUUGGUCCACGCUGCUCUUAAUGGCAUGGAAAUUUGAAUUCACCUCAAGGCAUUAGCUGGGGCGGAGGUCUUUUUAAGACAUGGUAACAUGCUAAACAGCUUAAACUGCAUGAAUCCUAUAUUCUGUGUAAAUGGGGAACAGGUGAAAUCAGUUUGUUAUUGUUUCGAAAGCACUACUUGUUUUCACGACACAGUAAGCAGAAUUUUUGAAGCAUCACAAAUAUACGAGGUAAAAUACAUCAUUGAUACGUAAAUUCAAAGCAAGACUUCGGAAGUUAAGUUAGCCAGAAGCAUGAUCCCAGUGUUGAUAAUUACUAGAGGUUUACUUUGAAUUAUAAUGAGAUUUGUGCAAAUGGAUAAUUCCGGUAUUUUGACCAAAAUAAAUUGAUUCUUCCAUUUAAUUUAUUAGGUUCUUCCUUUGCACAGAGCAUCUCUCUUCACAUAUUCUGUUCCAUCUCUGCCUUAUGGCAAUCAAACAGAACAGGGUUGUCUUCGCUUCAUUUAUGAAGGUGUUCAGUUUUUGCAUGCACUAAUGCGGGUACAUACUGUAAUUGCUUACCCUUUAGCAGGCGGAGCUGAACCCAGCUCCUCCUUUUUGCAGUGAGAAUGUGUAAAUUCAAUCUGUUUUCAAAACAGUCAACUGUCUCUAUUUUGUCUGUGUAGCCUGUUUUUUGUACACAGUGUUGUAUGCCGUGUGUUAAUGUACUGAGCAAUAUCCACAAUCUGACUGACAGAUCAGUUAUUGUGUCAGACCCUUUACACAUUUGAAUUGAAUUUCCAUGCCUGUGUUGCAAAUAAAAGUAAAAACAAAACCUUGUUAAAUGUAUUUGCCAUCAAUGCACUGCUUUGAAUGCAGUCCUGCAUGCAGUAUUGGGCUAGUUACUAAAAAAAUGUAAUAUAGAGUAUUACUUAUUAGUAGUUAUUAUUUUCAAAAGAAUAUUAUUACUUAAUACUCCCAGUAACGGUGAUUAGUUACACUACUAGUUACAUUACUAUUCCAUUACACCCCAAAAAAUGGUAUCCAUGAAAUCAAGUUACAGAUAAAUAAAGAGUAAAACUAGCUCAAACUAUUUUUCUUCUGUAAUUUAAUAAUGCAGUACAGGGCUUAAGCUGGUGGAACCAACUAAACAUGUUCGCAGAACGAUAAAGAGCUAGCUUCCUGCGUUGGUGACGUUGUGACAAAAAGUAACUAGUAACUAGCCAUUUUUUGGAUGUUAACUGUAAUGUAAAAAAAAUUUAAUUAGUUACACUACUGGUAACCAGGAAAAGUAUAAUAUUAUUACAGUAACUAGUUACUAAUUGCUGCCCAACACUGCUCAUAAUAUGUAUAUUUACCUCAAACAUUUUUGUCUUUACUGUACCUUUUUCUGGAAUUAAUUUCACUUAAACUGUUUAACAUACAGGCUCUGCUUAAGAAAUUAGAAAAUCUCUCAUCUUGAUUAAGAAACCAUGUCCUGGUAUCUUCUAUUAAAGAACCACUAACAGGUCAUUGUGAUAUUUUUGGCAGUUUUUUUAAUCGCGGUAUGCAUCUUGGCAUUUAUUCAUUUUAGCAGUUGUUUAUUGUUAGUGUUAGUUCAUAGACUGUGCAACUAAUGUUAACAGAUAAAACAUAAUUUUACAUAUGAUUUAGUUAAGGUGGUUAACAGUACACUUACUGUUGAGAGGAGCCCCUUUUGUUUCAGGUGGAGGGAUACCAAUAGAACAGACCUAAUGCUGUUUGAGGGGAUGCGCAGUCUCACGUUGGUGUCCUCUAUAUUUUAGGUUGCUAUGAAGUUUGUUUAAAAUUAGUAAAUUAAAUAUUUAUACUUAAAACAAUUCAGAAUCAGAUUUCAAAAUUUCAGCUGAUUCUUCAAAGUCUAACCAUAACAUUUGCAUAAAGAAAUGCAAUUGGUCUUCUUUGCUAUUGAAUUUUUAAAUUGCCUUUUUAUUUCUACAGUGUAUCAAUAUCGCCUAUUAACGAUUGCAGCUCAGCCUUGCAAUACUAAAGUCAUUGGUUUAAUUUCUGGAAAACACCCACUGUGUACUGUAGGUCUGGAGCCACCAGUAUAUAAAUGCUUAUAUUUUUUUACUCUUAAUACAAAUUUAAAAUUACAAGUUAUAUUAUUAGAUUAUUGUAUUAAAACCAUGUCAUCCCAACAUGAUUUAGGACUUUCUCUAAAAAGCAUCUAUUUUCAAUAGAAGCAAGACAAGUUGACCUUUUGAACAAAGAAAAUUAAAUGAGCAAUGUUAUACGAAUAGGCUAACAUUUGAUUCAUGCCUUAUAAAAUAAAUAAGAACAAUUUAUAUGAAUUUAUAUCAAAAUAUUGUAUCAUUUUUAUCAAAGUGGUCUCCAGGGGCGUCUGUAGACCCCUUUGUCAAGUUUAAGUUUACGUGAUUUACCUUAUUUGGCAGUGUAUGCAUUUACAUUGAUCACAGCAAAAACUGAUCUAUAUGCAAUGUAUAGUAACCCAAUUCACGUUUGUACAAGCAAAACAAUCACAUUUGAACUGAAACAUCAUCUGUGUGACACAAUCGCAUUUUAUUGCUGUUUGUGUUUCCUUUCUGCAUAGCAAAUCAGCACAACGAAGUCCAGGAGAUGGCAUGCGAUUGAGUUAGCUUAUGAAAACAUGAUGAAACUAAUGCACGUUUCUCAACAAUAUCAAUAAUCUGAUUUUGACUCGAUCACUACUUGGCUACUUUAGAUGGACAUCAGAAUGUUUUUAUAAUUUUUUGAGAGAAAGUAAAUGUUUUAUAUGUUUGCAAAUUGUAUGCAAUUUAUGCCUUAAUGUUAAUAAUGUUCACCAAAUUGUAUGCAAUUUAUGCCUUAAUGUUAAUAAUGUUCACGUUAGAAGUAUGUGAAGAUACUUUAAUAUUUUUUUGAAGCUUGUGUUAGAAAAAGUAAUGGGUGGCCUGUACCCCAGUAGAGCUUUAUGUGCCACACAUUUUAAAUCCACUAUCUACCCAAUAAAUAAAAAUCAAACAUUAACAAAAACAUGACAAA